Messenger RNA from Puntigrus tetrazona (Sumatra barb), 2503 nucleotides. RefSeq names its product LHFPL tetraspan subfamily member 4b (gene lhfpl4b). The transcript is spliced from 5 exons. Gene Ontology annotation, cellular component: plasma membrane. Lineage: Eukaryota; Metazoa; Chordata; Actinopteri; Cypriniformes; Cyprinidae. Bases 238 to 915 code for a protein of 225 amino acids. Gene Ontology annotation, biological process: sensory perception of sound. The record is from RefSeq and is a predicted model, not a curated record.
CCUCCCGUCUCCCACUCUCCUCUCCCUCCAUAUGUGCGAGGAAGAUGGUUGCGAGCGGCGUGGGCCUGUUUUAAUGUCGCACAUCCUGCCUUGAUCCCUCCGGGAGGAAGAGGAGGAGAAGAAUCCCUCCAUUCGGAUCCUGUGGUGGGAGGAAGAGACCUGGAAUCAGCCAAAGCAGAGAGGUGAAGCUCCCUUCAUCCAUCUCUUCAUUCACCAGGUUGACAUCAGGUUUUCAGCAUGCAGCAUCACUCGUCUGAGGUGGCCCGUCUGUAUCAGACCGAGUUCAUCCGGAGCGCUCGGGCGGUGGGUGUGCUGUGGGCCGUCUGCACGCUCUGCUUCGCCGUGAUCGAGGUGGUCAUUCUCAUCCAGCCGUCGUGGGUGGGCACACGUGAGCUGCACUUCCGGGAAGGGGGUCCGGCUCCUCCGACCGGGACGCUGGGCCUCUUUGAGGUCUGUAUGGAGACGGACUGGCCCGUCCCAGAAUGCCGGGGGUCUCUCCACACCCUGACCCCGCUCCCUGCCUUCCAGUCUCCCGCUGUGCUGGUCUGCAUGUCUCUGACCAUGGUGUGGGCCAGCGUGGGCUGCCUGUGUCUCUUCAGAUUCUGCAAUGCAGCAACCGUCUAUAAGAUCUGUGCUUGGCUGCAGCUCACAGCAGGCUUCUGUUUGGCUCUGGCGUGUGUGUUGUUUCCAGACUCCUGGGCUUGUGCUGAGAUGCGGGCGUUGUGUGGGGAGCGUGUGAGUAGUUUCUCCCCGGGAAACUGCUCUGUGCACUGGGCGUACAUACUGGCCAUGCUGGGGGUGCUGGACGCUGCUAUACUGGCCACGCUGGCUUUUGUUUUGGGGAAUCGCCAAGAUGCCCUGCUGCCAGAAGAUGCAAAGGAUGGUGACGUGACUGGCUUGUUACUGGCAGCAUAAACCAGGACUGAGCUGUUCUCAGCAGUCAGAAACUGCUGAUAAGACAGUAGUCUGGUUUCUCUGGGGAUUGUUCUUCUCUCCUGUAAGUCAGGUCACAGUUCUUUCUCCUCCUCUCAGCUGACCGUUUCAUCACGUCGUUUGUGCACUUCUCUUUCGACACAUAAUGAUGACAUAAAACGUGUGAAGAGAUGCUUCUCUCUUCCCCCUCAGCAUGAUGUCAUCAUCCUGUGAAUUCUGCUUACAUAACCUGUCUGCAUAGAAACAGUCACCUGGCAACAGUAUCCGAGUCCUCUCUGCCCUGGCGGAGGAGCAUUACUGUGAUCUUGUAAUGGCGGCUCUAAAUAGAAAAGAGGAAAGGCCAUUUUCUUUAGUGCAUUUCCAACUGUCUCCAUGACCUGCUGCGAUUCACAAACGGAUCGCAUCAGUUUGGUUUCCAGUUAAAUAAUGUUUUAAGAUGUGACGUUUUAUACUGUGUUCUGGACGUUUUGUGCAUGAAUUUAAGACGAGGACUGGAGUAGUUAUAUAUGCAGCAUUAUAAUACUGUGAAUCUGUUUAGUUAGUUUUGUUGUUUCCUUUGUCAGUAAGGUCUAAAAUUUGUAUUUGCUGAUUCGAUCGCCUUUAGGCUAAAAGUAGCAAAUGCAAUGCAUGCAAUCAGUAUUUGCCUUUUUUUUUUGUCCAAGAGUUUAUUUCUUCAGCAAAACAGAUUUGGAGAAAUUUGGUAUUGCAUUACUUGCUCACAAACACACCGCUUUUAACUCCACAAGAUGUUAACUGAUGGAGUGUUGUGGAUUAUUGUGACGCUUUAAUCAGCUGUUUGGACUCUCAUUCUGACGGCACCCAUUCACUGCAGAGCAUCCAUUGUUCAGCUAGUACCGUAAAGCUACAUUUCUCCAAAUCUGCUUUUUUUUUUUUUUUUUGCAUGCCACUGUUGCAUUUGUCUUUAGCCAAAUAUAACGAAUCCCUGUCUUAGUUGUUAUUCUGUUUAUAUGCAAUGUUAAAAUGUCAUUUCUUCGAACCGUCGCAUUAAAUGUUGAAUGUGAUGUAACUUUUAAUCCACUUCCACUGCAAAAGCAAUGCAAAGUUCUAAACAAAAUAUCGGUGUUCACAUACACUUUAUUAGCACUUACAGUGAUUUUUGUUGUUUGACAAAACUUGCAGUGCAGAGAUAUGUAUUUUUGUACAAGAUUUUAUGACUGCACAAAUAUCGAAAAGCAUUUAUAUAUACUAGGAGCCACGAUUUCCUUCACAAAUUCAUAAUAGUCAGAUUACAAACCCAGAGGGCAAGAAGUUGGGACAGUGAUUAGUAUCAGACAGAAUGUUUCCAAGCCAAGUCAAGGGACAAAAAACACUUCAUCAAGCUCGAAUAGGAUGCAUAUGACAUUAAGAAGAUGGUACACCACUUUAGAUAGCCAUUCAGAGAAAGAGAGGACAGGAAACUCACUUACAGCAGGUUUGACAUUUAGACAGGCUCUUUUUGAGUCUAAACUCCUGUAGCGCUGCCUCUUGCCGUAUAAAGCAGCUGAUCUGAUGUGUUGUGCUGUUUAAACCUGUACCGGAUAUCUUAUGCAAUAAAUAGAUUCCAAUCGUU